Thrips palmi is the source of this 2871-nucleotide messenger RNA. Its product is annotated as protein charybde-like. Gene Ontology annotation, cellular component: cytoplasm. Bases 421 to 1041 code for a protein of 206 amino acids. The transcript has 4 exons. Gene Ontology annotation, biological process: apoptotic process; regulation of TOR signaling; negative regulation of signal transduction. The record is from RefSeq and is a predicted model, not a curated record. NCBI's taxonomy places the organism in Eukaryota, Metazoa, Arthropoda, Insecta, Thysanoptera, Thripidae.
CCGUGGCCGUGCUGUGCUCCCGCUCCGCCCGCUCCGCCCGCACCGCACCGCACUUCGCGAGGCGAGCUCGGCACGACGCGACUCCGUCCCGUCCCGUCCGACUCCAACCAACUCAGUUGCUGGCAGGACGUCGGAGAGGGAGGAUCUCGAGACCGGCCGGCUGCUCGACUGUCGGACCAAGUGCGCGACGCGACGCCGUAACAUACGAAGUUCGGCACAUGAAGGGGGACGAUACGGUGCACACUGCGUCGCCACUCUUUUGACGGCCCUGAAUAAAGGACAAACCAACAAGUACAAGGAAAAAAGAGAAACAAUACUUGGACACCAGAUCUCAUAAGCCCCCCUCAGGUGUCAAACUUUGCGUCCUUAGCGUCGAAUCGCGCAGUGUGAGAGAGUGUGUGCAGUGCCGACUGCAGUAGAAUGCAAGGAGACCGGUUCGAGCAUUUCCUUGAGGACUCCCCGCACCACAACGAUUCGAAACUGCACGGCGUCUUCAACAAGAUCUCGGACAUUUGGCAGCAGCAGCACACUGUGUCGCACAAGCAGAAGAUGUCGGCCGAAGUGAUAGAGACGAUCCUGCCGGAGCGCAACAUCCCUAUCUCCAACAGCGGAUACCAGACGGCGGAUGAAGCCGACGACGUAGCCGCGGUGGCCGCCCUGGCCAGACGGCUGGAGGACGAGCUGAGGGCAGCCAAGUCGGCCCAGCUCGCCUGCGGGGAGGUCCUCCUUCCAGCAGAUCUCCUGCCCAGGGUCGCCCGAGACGUGGUCAGGAUGGCUGAAAACGAGCCUUGUGGUCUUAGAGGGUGCACCCUUUUUAUUAAUUUUGAAACUGAGCAAGUUUGCCGGAGGCUCGGACAGGUCAAAUGUGACCCUAACACAGUGUCCACAUUUGAGCUGUUCUUAACUCUGAAGCAGGACAGUUCGUCAUGGCACAGUAUUCUGCCUCAAUUCCUGAAGAACCUCACCAGAGGUCGGACGAUCAUGUUGAGUCCCGGGUUCACCUUAGAAAAAAAGAAGCUGUACAGGAGCUACCUGGAGUGAGUGAAGAGAUGUCUGCGCACUCCAGGAGAGAAAGACUGAACAUGCCCUCUCCCACCGGCCCAUGUUAAGUUAUGUGUGGUUCUCAAGAAGUUGAUCCAUCUUCUGUUUUGUUUGGACUAUGUGAUGUGAUGAAAUCAUUCUCAAUUACUUGGAGGGUGAGCUAUCAGCAAAGAUGAAAGAAGACAUUAUAUUCUCUUAAUUUUUAAGUUAUAUUUAACACUUUAUUGGGCAAUGCUGAUUGUUUGCCAUCUUGUGUUAGCAUUGCUUCUUUCAUUUUCUUAAUUUUUCAUAUUGAAAACUGCUGAAAAGUCAUCAUGUGUUUAAAGGGAUGCAAUCAUGAGUCGAAACACCAUAUCCUGUAUUGAGCUUUCAGGCCUCUCUGUAAAUAACCAGUGCUAAGGGUUAAAACAUGCUGGAAUUUAUCACUUACUGUGUCUCUUAAGUUUUAAUGUGAUAUUGUCUCCUUGAUCAAAGAACAAAUUUGGAAAAUGAUUUUUUUGGAAGCAAGUACAAGGAGACAAGGGUGUUUCCCAGCAAGGGAGGGGAGGGUGCGGGAGGGGAGGGGAGGGGAGGAAUCAGACCUGGACUCUGUGAUUGGAUAGUGGAUACAGACGGUUUGAUGACAUCAUGAACUACUGCCAUCCCUUGAUUUUGUGAUUGUUGUAUUUUAGUCAUUGAAUUUAUUUUUUAGAUUGACGGAGGGAAAAUAUAAGAAACAUGUUGCAUAUUUGUAGAUGAGAUACAAGAGUAAUUAUGUUUUUGUGAGCUGUGUCCAUGGCUUUAUUUUUUAUCAAAUAAUGUUGCAGCUUCUAAUUUUUAACCUAGGUUACACCUCUUGAAUCGCAGGGAGGCGCCUUGUUUUUACUUGAGUGGAUGACUGUUUGGAGUAUGCUUCUGUUGAAUUUGCUUUGGGUUUGGCAGUCGGGGACGGUCGGGGAUGGGUUUGAAUUCGUUAGUGGCCGAGCUCGGCAGGCUGAUGCAUCCACACACCAAAGAAGGAUGUUUUAAUUAAUGGUUGAUAUGCCAUGAUCUCAUUCAAUAUUUAAUGAUAGGCGAGGAGAAAAUGGUUAAAUUAUUCACAUUCAUCAUUCAUUCAUUCAUUCAUUAACUUUUGUGUAAAAGCUAGUAGAUUAAUAGACUGGAAAAAGAAAUCUAAUUUGGGUUGAGGAAGGUCUAUAUACUUGUACAAGAAUUGCUGUCAGUAUGAUAUAAUUUUGAAACUUUGACAUUGAUUUUAGCAUGUCCAAUUUUAACUCUUUACACCAAUCAAUAUGUACUGUAUCUCAAGGAGACAGUUUGUAAAUUUCAUGAUUGUAGAACGCUUAAUUUUAGAUCCCGAUAUGUGCAUUCGUGAUAUUUAAUGAACAUACAAAAAGGAUGAGUUUUGUAGCAAUGUGUUUGCAAGAUUUUAAUAAGGAUUGAUGUGAUAGUUUAUAGUUAGUAUCUGUGGUCCAGAGCAAUGUUUAUUAUACCUCAGGAGUGAGGUGACAAAAAGAAAAGAACUCUGUGUAUUAAGAUCCUGAAAUAAGCUUUAUGUUAGUUUUCUGGUCAGCACAGCUGUUACUUUUAACCCUGUGAUUGUGGGCCAUUUAAAAAAUAUCAAUUGUCUGUGUCUAUUUAAUCUGCUGCAUUAGAAGGAAAAAUUCAUGAUGUAUUAUUUGUAUCCAUAAUUUUCUCCUGUUUCAUCCAGUAUGCUUAGUCAUUUAGUUCCAACUUCAAAUAACUUUUUUCACAUCUUUUUUUAUUUUAUUAUGAAGAAAGUCUAUAACUGUGUACAUAAUGAGUUUAUUAUUAUAUAAAUUGAAUAAUAAGAUCAAAUAUGAAAUGAAA